CCCCCUUCCUAGGGUAAGGAAGCCGAUGCAGAAGCAGGCGAGGAAGCCGGGGAUGAUGAACUAGGGCGCAGGGGCAGCUCCAGCCGCACCCCGCCCCCGAGCGCUGUAAAGCCCCGGUGCAGACGGGAGGAGGAAGAGGGGUAAAGCUGAUCCCCUCUCCCCAAGCUCCCCUCCACCAUGGCCUCUGGGAACAGCAGCGACCCACCAGACCAUCAUCGGCACAGGGCCAGAGAGGGACGUAGAUCGCUGAGGCUCAAUUCAGAAGAUCAGGUGGCCCAGGAGACCGAGGAGGUGUUCCGGAGCUAUGCCUUCUACCGCUACCAGCAGGAGAGGGAAGAGAGUGGAGGGGAGGUGCCGAUGGACCCCGAGAUUGCAGAGAUCCAGCAGGAGCCGGGCAGCACCAGUAACCAGGUGGGCAGGCGCCUGGCUAUCAUCGGAGAUGACAUCAACAUGCGGUAUGAUGCAGAGUUUCAGAACAUGCUGAAGACCCUGCAGCCCACGAAGGACAAUGCCUAUGAGUACUUCACUAAGAUAGCCUCCAGCUUGUUUGACAGUGGCAUUAACUGGGGCAGGGUGAUUGCGCUGCUGGGGUUCGGUUACCGGAUGGCGAUUCAUGUGUACCAGCACGGGGUGACGGGCUUCCUCCGGAGCAUCGCUCGCUACGUGGCAGAAUUCGUGCUCCGCAACCGCAUCGCCCAGUGGAUCGCCGACCAAGGAGGAUGGGUGGCAGCACUGGAGCUGGAUAACGUUUACGUGUUGUACAUGAUGGGGGUGUUGGUCGUGGUCCUGCUGGGUCAUUUGGUGGUACGACGCUUCUUCAGCCCAUGACUGGAGUGGAGGCCGAGGCCGGCGAUCCGGCCAAACUCUCUCUCUCAAUACUUCACGCCGUCAUAAAGACAUCUCCUGAGAGAGAGGGGCUCAGGGAACAAACAAGGGAGAGCAGUUUGGAAAUGAUGACUCCUCUUCGGAGACAGCACCAUCCACGGAGAGACUGCCAUCCGUGGGGAGACUGCCAAGAACUACACAGAGAGGUGUUAAUGGGGGGAUUUUGGGGGUGGGUGGGGAGGGAUUGAAUUAUCUCAUCCAAAGGUUGAAUGCAGCAGUCAGGAACAUCAGCACGAUGACAUUCCCAGCAUGCAGCGAUGGGCGAGGGUUACAGGCUCCUGCAGUGUACAGAAACUGGAGAAGCCCCAUUAGAGGAACAAACGUUGUUAAAGUAAUGCACGUGUCUCCCGCAUCCACUGAGUGGCAUUCUCAAGAGCCAUCCCAGGGAAAGGCACGGAACAUCCUCUAAUGGAUCUCAGCCCAGAUCUCGCCUGCCUUCACAGAACAGGAUUACAGCCGGAGCCGAUACAGUCUCUGCUUAUAAGUCAUUGGAGUGGGUCAGCCAGUGCUGGAGAAUCCAGGCAGGUUUUGCUCUUACUUUCUCUUGCUCCCAGCCUACCAAGCCCAGAUUCUUAGCUUUCCCGGUUACUUUAAAAGAGCAUCUGUGUCCACCUCUAAACAAAUACACUGUUUGGCAUGUGACAAUCAUGACUAGAAAACCAGUUGCCCCUAGACAAAAUGACAGACUGAUCCUGUCAGGAUCUGAAUUUGGAGAUCUGCUUUCCCUCCCAGGGACAUCGCAGACACCUAACCAGAGCAGCAUCCUAGGACUGUGCUAGUGGUCCUGGUUGCCAACCCUUCCUAGGGGAACGCAGAAGCCUGAACUUCAGGGUGGCAGCAGGUGUAUAAAGGAACGGCUGGUUUUCAAACACUAAAAUACGGUCAGGUUAAAAAUCCUGGGGUAAAUCAGGAGUGAAUGUUCUGGGUUGCGAUGCACCAUCCCAAGUCUGCAGUGUUUGGCUUACAGGCACAGCAGAUGAUGGUCUUCAUCCACAAACCUUUCUAUGGAGAAUCCGUCUGGCGGGGCCCCUCUCACUUGACUCCUGUAUUUCUGUCCGUGAUUGAGAUUGUAAACCUCUCCCUGUUGGCAGUUAUUCAGAGUGGCGGCAAAGCAGAGCCCCCGCUUUGAAAUCCCCUGAACUUUUGUGCAGUGAGCGUGGGGUUUCUAAAUCUGGGUCUGAGGCUUGGGUCCAUCUGUGCUUCCCACUUCAGGUUACUGUGUAAAGCUUGCAAACUGUGACUGGAUUUAGGCUGUGUCCACCUGGGCCUCAGAUUGGGUUUAGACCCAGUUCCUGCUAACCCUGUUUCUAGCACUGUUCAGCCAGCCAGUGGGGAGGGAGCCAAACUCUCUUCUGGUCGAAGGAGAGUGGGAGAGCCAGUUAUCAGCUAAUCUAUGGCUUCAGUGCCCUGAAGCUGAGGACCUGGCUCCUGUCUAAAGGCUCCUUUAGCUGGGGACAAGGCUACUUAUUUUAUCCUGGAGACCGGAUAGAAGCAGCAGCAGCAGCAUUAAGACUAAAAGUAUCUCAAGCGUUAUCAGGGAUUUUUCCGUUCUUGCCUGUGUCAUGAACCUUUGCUGGUUGCGGUGCACAGCUUGCUGGAGUAGGAGGGGAGGAGGCAGCUGGGAUGGCUGGUAAAGGGAUGCUGUGAUUACUCUUCUAGGCAGUUGUAGGGGAUCUCGUAGGGAUUGCCAGAGUGCAUCAGACCCGUGCCUUGUCCAGUCUGGUAACCUGGCUCAGACAGUGGCCAGGUGUUUCAGAGGAAAGUGAAAGAAGCCCGCCAUAGGAAAAUAUGGGGUAAUCUGCCCGCAUGAAGGCCUCAUCCUAAUCCCUAAUAGUUAAGAGAUUGGCUUUAACCCCGAAGCAUGACGUUUAAUAUCCCUUCUGAAAUUUGUGUUAGCAUUAACUGUGAUAACCCUGGCUAUUCCUGUUAUCCAUCUAAAUUCCCACGCCCUCUUUGAACCCUGCUAAAUGCUAAUCCUCAGCAACAUCUGCAUUGGUUCCUCUAUCUAAUUAUACUCUAUAUGGAAACAGUAUUUCCUUUUAUCGGUUAGAAUGACCCAGCUUUUGUUUAAUUGAAUGUCUCCUUACUCGAGAAAGGAGAACAUUAGCUCCCCUUCUCUAGACCAUUCAUUAUUUUAUAUUCUUGUCCUCUUUUAUUCUUCUCCUUUCUAAGAUUAAAAUGGUAGCAAACUUCCCCUCGUAUGAGUGUUCUUCCAGGCCCUUGAUCAUUCUCUUCACCCGUCUCUGAACCUCCUCUUGUUAUGCAAUAUCCUUUUGGAAAUGGGAUGCCCGAUACUACACACAGUAUCCGCAAACCACAGAUUUUUAAAGACCUUAGAAUAUUUUCUAUAGCAUGCUGCAUCCGAUUCCUUAUACAUCCUGCCAUCUUGUUUGCUGUUUUUCACCAACUGCACAUUGAGUGAAGGUCUCACUGAGCUGACACAUCCAGGCCCGUCUCCUGAGUUCAUACAGUUAAUUUGGAAUCCUGUACACUGUAUGAGUAGCUCUUUCCCCCCCUCCCCUCCCUUCAGUGUGCAUUACUUUGCCUUGAUCAACACUAAGCAUCACUUCCCAUCAUGUUGCCAAUUCAUCUGGCUUGAUUAGGUCCCUCUGGAGUUCCUCUGUGUUCUCUCUGGUCUCACCAAACCUAACUAACUGGCUAUUAUCUGCAAAUUUUGCCACUGCAGUGCUCACCCUCUUGUCUAGAUGACACUGAACUCCAGACCUAGUACAGCACCUUGAGGCACCUGCUGUUAAUCUUGUUGACCCAUGCCAGUGAUUCUUCAUGACUAAUUAGUUUCUUUAAUAGCCUCUUGUGCAGGACCUUGUCAGAGGCCUUUGGAAAGUCUAAAUAAAUUAUGACAACGGGCUCUAUUGAUACGUUCCAACACUCUAGUAGAUUAGUGAGACAUGAUUUUCCUUUGCAAGAACCAUGCUGAUUAGACCUUAUCAUUUUGAUCCAGAACAGUUUACCAAGGGCCAUGCUGGAUUCUCCAUCAGUGACCAUUUUUAAUCAUGAUUAGAUGUUUUUUCUAGAAUAUCUACUCUAUAAAUUAUUUUGGAGAAGUUCUGUGGCCUGGGCUAUCCAGGAGGUCAGACUAGAUGACCACAGUGAUCCCUUCUGCCCUUGCAAUCUAUGAAUCCGCCAGAUGUAUGAAUUAUCUGGUUUUUGUUUCAAUCUACAGAUUCAAGGCUAGUAGAUUUUUUUUUUUU
Molecule: messenger RNA, 4097 nt
Organism: Malaclemys terrapin pileata
Lineage: Eukaryota; Metazoa; Chordata; Testudines; Emydidae
Gene: BAK1
Product: BCL2 antagonist/killer 1
Exons: 6
Coding region: 178-828 (216 amino acids)
Biological process (GO): intrinsic apoptotic signaling pathway in response to DNA damage; regulation of apoptotic process; extrinsic apoptotic signaling pathway in absence of ligand
Cellular component (GO): mitochondrial outer membrane
Molecular function (GO): protein heterodimerization activity; protein homodimerization activity
Source: RefSeq, a predicted model, not a curated record